Molecule: messenger RNA, 1464 nt
Organism: Wallemia mellicola CBS 633.66
Lineage: Eukaryota; Fungi; Basidiomycota; Wallemiomycetes; Wallemiales; Wallemiaceae
Product: DUF1479-domain-containing protein
Exons: 6
Coding region: 1-1464 (487 amino acids)
Source: RefSeq, a predicted model, not a curated record
AUGGUCUUCUACACUCCAAAGCGUAUUAUUCCAACUACUUUUAAAGCUAUUAGCACGAGAUCAAGAUGCCUAGCUACCAAAGUGGCUCCCAAGGAGAAGGAUGAAGGCUCUAUAGCUGAUGUCUUCGCCUCGUUAUCUGGUGACAAAGCAGUAGAACUUCCACAGCGUUUUUCUGAUUUGAAGAAAGAAAUCUGGAAAGAUAGCAUUAUAGAAACCUGGAGGGAUGUCCUCGCUAAACUUAAACCAGAAGUUGAAGAGGUAGCUGCUAUUGGUUCUGAGGCGAUUCCGCGUUUGCCUUAUCAUCAAAUCAAGAACGGCACAGAAAAAGAUAUCGUCGAGCGUAUCAAAAAAGUUGGUUCUGUCGUAGUAGAAGGUGGUGUCACCAAGACAGAAGCACUAAAAUGGAAACAAUCUAUACGUGACUAUGCGUCUGCUAACAAGGAUAAAGUUAAAGGUUUUCCGGCAGAUGAUGUACAAGUUUUUGAAUUCUAUCAUACUGUCGCACAAACCCAAGCGAGAUGUCACCCUGCAUUGAGAGACACUCAGCAAUUUUUACUUGAUCUUCUUCACGUUAGCGACCCUCAGUCAGAGAUAAGUCUUGGUAGCCUUAUUUCUUACUAUGAUAGACUACGUAUACGUAAGCCUGGAGAUGCGCAAUUUGCACUUGGGCCUCACAUUGAUGGUGGAUCCCUAGAGCGUUGGGAAGACCCAGGAUAUAGAAGCUGUUGGGAGCACAUUUUGAAUGGUAACUGGAAAGAACAUAACCCAUUCGAUGUAUCUCCACGUCUUAAUGCGCAAUUUGAUUUGUAUGGUGCUGCAGGUGGAUGCUCUGUCUUUAGACCAUUCCAAGGCUGGACCAGUAUGAGUGAAGUGGGACCUCAUGAAGGUACUUUGAGAGUACUCCCAAUUGACCUCAAGCUUGCAACAGCUUAUAUAAUUCUGAGACCCUUCUUCUCACCUGUCAGAGGUCCUGAACACCUUGACUUCAAUGAUUGGAAGCUCAAUCUUGAUAGUACAGACUUUCCAGGAAGCUCGCAAGGUAGAACACAGGAGUUAAAUAUACAUACUCACCCUCAUUUACAACUUGACAAAACCAUGGUAUCUGCUCCACGUCUUUCACCAGGUGAUCAAGUCUAUUGGCACAGCGACGUUGUACAUGCUGUCGAAUCAGAGCAUCAAGGUAAAGGUGACUCAAGUGUACUCUACAUACCAGCGAUCCCUCUGACAGUCAACAACGCUCAUUACCUUAGGGAUCAAGUUAGUCGAUUCAAACAGGGUUUACCACCUUCCGAUUUCCCAGGUGGAGAAGGAGAGUCACAAUUCAUUGGUAGACAAAAAGCAGAAGACAUAGAGGCAGGUCCAUCACGUCAACUCCUCGGUUUGGAGGCCUUCCCAUACCCUCCAAAAGCUACUCCAGGUGCUAAGCGUACAAUAGACAAGUCAAAUGAAAUCUUAUUCAGCUAG